CAGAGCAGCAACCAACCAGCCAGUCAGUCAGUCCGUAACAAGAAAGAAACAACUGGCGAGACUUUUCAGUUCAGACAGCAGCACACAAAAAAGAAACCGGGCCGGUAAUGUGGAGUCGGCAGCCGGAGGACAGCACCGACUGAGCCGUUAACCGUUAAAAGAGGAAACAACCGAGCCAAAAAGGAGCUGUCAUUUUUUUUUCUUCUUCUUUUUUUUUUUUUUUUUUUACUUAACGACUCCGCCGGCUUCGGCUUUCUUCGGAGAGACUCUGCUCGGUUCGGCUGGCAGGUUAGCUAACCGCCGCUAGCUCCUCGGCUAACACCUCGACACCGUCAGAAAAAAAGCCGCACCUGUCGUCAGCGACCCCGUAUCUGGCUAUAAACUCAAAAACGAUGUUCCGCUUUGUUCCGAAGGACUUUUUCCACGCACGAGCUUUGCCGCGCGACCAGUGAUAGCUAACUCAAAACAGCCCGAGCUAACAAGUUGACGUGGAGGAGGAACUCAAAUUUUUUUUUUUUUUUUUGGGGAGGAUUGUCGAGAUUGUUGAUGUUCUCCAAACGGAUUACUUUUCCUUUUUUUUUUUUUUUUUAAAUGUGUGUUCUCUCUCGAAACAACUCAUCCAGGUUACAACAAACCAGCAUGUUUAUUAGUGGGCAUAAAGUAAUUCACAGUGUUUACACAUUCCACAGUGGGACUCUUUCCUGCAACGGAAACAUUAGCUAACACAGACUAGAUCAGUGUCGUCGUGUUGUGUUCAUUUAGGUAGAUAUAGAUAGUCGGAAUAAACUACAUAUAUUGCAAAAUCAGCUGUUGAUUGUGGCGUUCAUAGUUAAACCAACCAGUGAUCUGAUUACUGCACAGGUUGUGUUUUCACAACAGUAGGGUGUUUGUUCGCGACCCGCUUCCCUCCACUUGACAGUGAAGUCACGUGUGAGUUGAUCCAUUGAUCGGAUCGUUAUUGUGCUAUUUCAGCUGAUUGAGAGAGAGAGGUAGAAAGAGAGAGAGAUGUCGGGACAAUCUAUCACGGAUCGGAUCGCAGCGGCUCAGCACAGCAUGACCGGGUCGGCCAUCAGCAAGGCGGUGUGCAAAGCCACCACACAUGAAGUGAGCGGACCCAAGAAGAAACACCUGGAUUAUCUGAUCCACUGCACCAAUGAGAUGAAUGUGAGCAUUCCCCAGCUGGCGGACACGUUGUUCGAGCGCACGGCCAACUCCAGCUGGGUGGUGGUCUUCAAGGCCCUGAUCGCCACCCACCACCUCAUGAUGUACGGCAACGAGCGUUUGAUCCAGUACCUGGCCUCCAGAAACACUCUGUUUAACCUGAACAACUUCCUGGAUAAGGGAGCCCUGCAAGGUUACGACAUGUCGACCUUCAUCAGACGAUACAGCCGUUAUCUGAACGAGAAGGCCAUGUCCUACAGACUGGUGGCUGUGGAUUUCACCAAGAUGAAGAGGGGGAUCGACGGCGUGAUGCGUACCAUGAACACAGAGAAGCUGAUCAAGACGCUGCCCAUCAUUCAGAACCAGCUGGAUGCUCUGCUGGAUUUCCAGGCUAACCCUAAUGAGCUCACCAAUGGAGUGAUCAACUCAGCCUUCAUGCUGCUCUUCAAAGACUCCAUAAGGCUGUUUGCUGCUUACAAUGAAGGGGUCAUCAACCUAUUGGAGAAAUACUUUGACAUGAAGAAGAACCAGUGCAAAGAUGCUCUGGACAUCUACAAGAAAUUCCUUUGCAGGAUGACGAAGCUGUCGGAGUUCCUCAAAGUGGCCGAGCAAGUUGGAAUAGAUCAGGGUGACAUCCCAGAUCUCUCACAGGCCCCCAGCAGCCUCCUGGAGGCCUUGGAGCAGCACUUGGCCUCUCUGGAGGGCAAGAAGACUAAGGAGCUGAAUGCCGACACCAGAGCGUCCACCCUGUCCAGCGCCGUCUCAUCUCUGUCCACCACCGGCAUGUCCUUCAGCCGCAUGGACGAGAAGGAGAAGCAGCAGGCCCUGGAGGAGGAGCAGGCCAGACUGCAGGCUCUUAAGGACCUGCGCCUGAAGGAGAUGGGCAUGCAGACUCCUCCCUCUGCCUCCCCCAGCAGCCAAUCAAUAGGCGGUGGCAUCAGCAACAACAACCACAUCACACAAACCCCAGAGUUGUUCACCGCCACGCUGUCUGCCAACAGUGUGCCCAAUCUGAACAGCGACCUGUUUGAUCUUCAGCCGGCCUUCAUCCCCGCUGUGCAGAGCAAUCCUUCAAUCUCCACCGCCAACAGUGCCUGGGGAGGAUUGGAGAACCAGCAGCAGCAGACCAGCGCAGCCAUGACUGUAGAUUUCGAUGCUGUGUUUGGGAAUAAGGCCGCGCCCAGUAACAACGGCCCACAACCUGCAGCCGGUUUCGAUGCUCUAGGAGACCUGUUGAAGCCUACGAUGCCCGCACACAACGCUCCUCUUCCUCCCCCUCAAAUGGCCAUCCAUCACGGAGGAAAGCUGCUAGCCAACGACCUCGACUCCUCUCUGGCCAACCUCGUGGGCAAUCUGCAGUUCGGCGGGACCCCGGCCAAGAAUUCGUCCCUCUUCAGGCCAGAGAUGCAGUGGAACCAGAGCGGAGAGAAGAAGCUGACGGGAGGCCAUAACUGGCAGAAUAAGACCAUGUCGACCACACAGUGGGGCCCGGCGCCCAUGGCUCCACAGCCCAUGCCUGUUCAACACGUGAAUGGAAUGUUCUAUACUAGUUAUGCUCCAGCUCCCAUGGCUUUUCCCAUGACCACACCGCAAGUGCCUGUGUAUGGAAUGGUCCCUCCCCACAUGGGUCAGAUGGGCGGGGUACCAGUGAUGGCUCCUCAGGCAAUGAUGUACAACCAGCCUGUUCUCAGACCCACCAACCCCUUCGCACCGAUGCCCGGAGCCCAGGUCAGCUAUCCAGUACUUGUGCAUUCAUACGCACAGAACGACACCUUUGCAACUGAAAAGAUGCAGUUUAUGUAAUCCAGUCAGGGGGAAGCAGAGUGCCAAACAAACAAACAAACAGCAGAAGAAAACACACGAGAGGAGCGAUCAGAUGGACGGAGGAAUGAUUUGAUCGAGAUAAAACGACCGAGAGACAGACAGACGACAAGAUAACCAACCGACACCAAAAAAAACACGUUGGAAGGAGGAGGAGGAGGAGGAGAUGAGCGAGCAGAGGAUGGAGGGAUGGUGGUGGGAAGAUGUCAUCCCGGCUGGUUGUUGUCUGAAACAACUCCGUACGUGUGUGUGUGUGUAGCCUCUUUCUGUUACACUGUCUAAUUUGUGUUUUAAAUCAUAUCGAUGGAGUGAUGCGUCAGGAGAGGGAAUAAGGGUGAGAGAGAAAGAUGGGAGGAGGAGGAAGAGAGGAGGAGGAAAUCCUCCCUCUGUGAGAGUCUCUGCUGCAGAAUUAGCUUUAUUUCAUACUGGUGCUACUUUUGUCCCCUCCGGGUUACCGUCCGCCUGCAACGGCAACUUGGGAACCCUCUGGAGGGGACAAGUGUUGAGUGUGUGUGUGUGUGUGUGUUUGUGCGGCAGUUGUUUCAGACAAUACCUUCACAACCCACCUCCCCUCCAUCCCCCUUCGUUCGUUGUCCGCGUCCACAAACGUACCAAUAAGCGAGAGAUUUACAGGCAGAUCUCCUCGAGUGUGUUUCCCGUAGUUUCCCUCUCUGUCGGGGAGAUCUUUGUAUUUUUCGGCCUGUUUUCUUCUGCAGCCUCUCCUGAAUGUUGUACAGCAACUUGUUGAACCAUUUGUUAAUAAUAGCAUAAUGUUGUUAUGGGUUUUUAAGCUUAAGUCUUUGUUUACCCAUGCUGUGUUGAUUUCUUCUUCUAAAGCUACAGAUACACACAGAGACAUGAGGAGGAUUAGCGGUGAAACGACGCGCUUGCGCUGUGAAAAGGCAUCUAAAUUGUCUGCGAACCAAAAAGCCCUAAAGCCUGGUCACACCAGAGAGCGGUAAAGCCAAUUUCAUCUGUUCAUCUUCGAGAAACGUGGUUUUAUAAGCGACGACUCGCAGGACCGCUGUAGCUGGAGAGCUAAUUGCUAACACGCUAGCGCUAGUUGGCCGAAAUUUCUCCAUUUUUAUUUGUCUGUUUCUCAUUUAAGUCUCUGAAAGUUAUGGAAGAGAUGAGAAACGACUCACACUGAGCUAGCUAGUGUUCAGUCUGCCGGUUAGCGAGGACCUUUAAGUGUCCCUGCAAGGGCACAAGAUGGAGGACAAUUAAUUCAGCACUUGGCACAACUGAGACGAAUACUCGUGUUUUGUACCCCACGAUCCACUAAAACAUAGUUUAUUUGAAAACUGUAUAAUAACACUAUUAAACACGAUGUUAUACCUUUUCAAACUAAACGCAAGGUGUUCGUUAGUGCGCAUUAGCUGCUAUUUAUUCUGAAAACAAAUUUCUACGAAUGUCUUUGUGGUCUAUGAAUAACUUAAUGAGCUACAACAACAAAGAUCACCGGCCCUCCCGAGCUGGUCGACAGCGAUACAUCGGUGUUUAAAGCAGACGUUUAAGGCAUCAAUGAGGUUUUUUUAUUGGGUGAUAAUGAGCGGGACAUAACACGAUAAACGUUCACAGCCAACAAGCGACGACGGCUUCCUUCAUUUUCCCGCCAAAAGUCGAGAUUUUGGUACAACAGAUUUCACCGUUUAAAGUGCUGGUGUGACCGGGCAUUACACAUUUAUCUUGACACAGUUUUGGCUGCCAUUACUCUCCGUAGAGGGUUUAAACUGAGUAUUUAUUGUUAGCGUUAGCUACCUGUUAGCACCCGGUUAACCUGUGUGUAUCUGUCCCUCUCGUCCUCAUCAGCUCAGACGUCACAGGCUUCUAAAUUAAGAGUUUUGUUUAAUAUAUAUUAGGUACACCCUAUUGGCAGAUCCACACAAUGUGCCGGUGAUUGAAGACAGCAGCACUGAGUGAGUGAUUAAAUGUUAUUGAUUUGAAUUAAAUUGCACUGAAUCAAAGCGAGUGGCUUUAAAGUGCGACACUGAACUUUUGGCUCCACCCCCUCCGCUCCGAGGCUCCAGGAAACUAAAAUUUUGGGGGAUAAAAUUUGAGGUUGUGUGCGAUUCCUCAGCAAAGCGUGCGUCACCAUGAGUUUGACUGUUGGUUUAUGUGUUCACGUGCGCGCUUACACAUUUUAUGCGUUUUCUUUUUUUUUUUUUCUCCAUUGAGGGCUAUUUUCUGAGGGUCGAAUUGUGUCAAAUUUCCAGCCAAAUUUGAGCCGGCGAAUUUGACGCAAAUGUUGCUUUUUUUUGUUUUGGUUUCAAAUCAAAAACAAAAUUUGUUUUUGUUGCAAAAUGCACAUGCAAAUAUUUUGCACUGAAGUGACUAUCCUGCCGCAAGUAGAGCUGCUGCCGGUGUGAAAACGUUGAGGAGAUUCGGAAGUUUGUAGAAAUCGUUUUGAGGGUUUUACAAUAACGAGUUUGUUCUAAUCUACCAGCCACUUUUGGCGGUCGACUAAAAAAAAAAAAAACCGAAUAUAUACUAGUUUUUUCCUGCCAUUCUAACAGCGAACUUGAAACCUUUUUGUAGUCCCAUCGCCAUCCCAAGUCCAGUGUCCCAGUGAAAGCUCGUCACGCACAUCAGAUCUAUAGAAUCUCGCUUCAACUCUUGUCUAGUUGCUCUAUCUCUAGAAUGCUUCUUUAGCUUGCUUCGUCACUGUUCGGUGUGUGUAGAUAUGUAAAGAAAAUAGUACUAAUACCCAGUUUCUGUCUAGAUCGUCCGCUCCCACCCAUCGCUGUUGGAUAGAUAUUGCUCUUUAGACGCUUCUUGUCUUGUGUUAGCGUAGCCUCUCCUCAUAGUAUCCUCCUUUUUAUAGAAGAGCUCCCGUAGUAGACUUCCCGCCUUCGUCCUCUCCUCUGCCAGUGUCUAGUGACUAUAGCUCUAGUGUCUCUCUCGGUGUCUCUGUCUUUUAGCUGUAGACGAAACCUCUCGAGAGGCUCUCGGGGGGCUUUGUGGUUCGCUUUGAGCGCGCUCUCUUUUCUUCUCGCUGUUAGCAUCGCUCCCGUGUCUGGUUAGAUAGGGUCCUUGUCUUUUCCUUUUGUUUUUUCUUCAUCCCCCCCUCGUCUCGACAACAUCGGCCAUCUUCGCUUCUUCACGUUACGAUGUCGGCAGCCGACACACUUGUCUCUGAACCCAGACGGCCAAUCAGAAUGCUUGGAUAUCCAGGUCUUUUUUGUGACAAACGGGAGAGUCAAGUACAGUGUUUGUCGUGCAGCCAGAUUAGGAAAUGAUAGUCUGCUCAACUAGCCACGUAUAAAGUAUAUUGGGACGAAUAAAAGUUAAUUUCAAAGCCCCGAUAAUAAGAGAACAUGUAGGUUUUCUUUUGUUUGUGAGUCCGGACAAAACGCCUUCAAAGAACUUGAACAUUAAAGUUGUUUUCUGGUGUUUGUCCCCGAAUCUGAAUCAACAUGAAGUCCCAUCUGGCCUCCGACUCGCACUCUUUCCUUAAUGUCCGUCUGCGCUCUGGCACCAGACGUGAGCUCUAAUCGCGGCUCUUUAUUUCUCCCCGGAGCAGCCGUGUCACCGUCUCUGAUCUGGCAGCGAUGCAUCGGCACACGGCAGAAAGAGAGAGCCGCUACCGUCCGUGGCACCGAUGGUCACAUAUUUAGCUUUUCUUUCCAUUUUUGCUAAACCUUACGUUGACCUGCAUGGAAUCCCGUCCUGCCUGUUGCGAUGAGAUAGUCGUUGUCCGUGCGUCUCAAGUGGUUUCAAAAUGGUCGAGAGCGAGCGCGUCGAGACCUCUGUGGUUCCUUUGAGUCUCCUAAAUGUUUCUGGCUCCUCUCCUUGAUGUAGCUGGCGGUAAUCAUCACAGCUUUAUCAUGUCGGGUCAUUUGUUUUUACGCUAUUUAUCCAGCGGGGAGGGGGUGUUGGCCGAGCAUGCGGGCUCUAUUUUUUCGGCAACUCCCUUCCUCAAAAAUUCAGACACUUUCUCACAUUUGCAGCUGGGAGUUUCCCACCAAAACCACCGUUUCUGUUUUUAAUCAUUUGCUAUACAAACGUGGUCCCGUGUGGGAUCAGACCAGGCACAACCUCGUGGCUAAGCUGCUACCACCUCUCUGCAUUGUUGUAGCAUGAAUCCAGGUGGAGAAGGAUGAACGUUGAUGUCAUAAGAAUGCCCGUCCUCUGCUGAAGGCCCGAGUGUACCAAUCGUUCAGAUGGCGAGCCGUUUCGCUCUUUUUUGGGGUCGGUUGAGUGCAUGGUUGUAUCGUUGUUUGUUGUCCCCAAAAAGAAGCAUGAUGUGAUGGUGGACGGAUCUCGCUUUCCCGACCAGUCAGUCCUCGUCCGCGACGGGGACUGAAUCCGACCGAUGUUUGUUUUACGCUGCCGAUAAACGAGCCACUGUAGCAACAAAAAAACCCGGAGCGCCCAACGUCUUUUUGUGUUACUUCUCCCCAAAGAUGUCACACUCGCAGCACAGAUUCGUCCUCGGUUGACGGUCGCUGUUCGCUUCAUUAAAGAAAAGAUGAAACGAAGGAAGAGAAGCUUUUUUUAAACGGAUACGACCCC
Molecule: messenger RNA, 7497 nt
Organism: Anarrhichthys ocellatus (wolf-eel)
Lineage: Eukaryota; Metazoa; Chordata; Actinopteri; Perciformes; Anarhichadidae
Product: phosphatidylinositol-binding clathrin assembly protein
Exons: 20
Coding region: 1006-2964 (652 amino acids)
Biological process (GO): clathrin coat assembly; synaptic vesicle budding from presynaptic endocytic zone membrane; clathrin-dependent endocytosis
Cellular component (GO): synaptic vesicle; clathrin-coated pit; clathrin-coated vesicle
Molecular function (GO): SNARE binding; clathrin heavy chain binding; phosphatidylinositol-4,5-bisphosphate binding
Source: RefSeq, a predicted model, not a curated record